AGGAAGGGGGUGGAAGAGAGUAAAGGGCUGUUGUUAAACAGUUUCUUACCGUAAGAGGGAGUUCAGACCUAGAUCUUUCCAGUUAAUCACACAACAAACUUAGCUCAUCGCAAUAAAAAGCAGCUCAGAGCCGACUGGUUCUUUUAGGCACUGAGUCGGAACAGGCUUCUCUCAGCCAGGCAUCUCCUCCAGUGGGAUCCGCCAGCGCGUCCAGCAGCACCAUGUGGGUGACCAAACUUCUUCCAGUCCUGCUGCUGCAGCACGUCCUCCUCCACCUCCUUCUGCUUCCCAUCCCCUAUGCAGAAGGACAGAAGAAAAGAAGAAACACACUUCAUGAAUUCAAAAAGUCAGCAAAGACUACUCUAAUUAAAGAAGACCCAUUACUGAAGAUAAAAACAAAAAAAAUGAACACUGCAGACCAAUGUGCCAAUAGAUGUAUUAGGAAUAAAGGACUUCCAUUCACCUGCAAGGCCUUUGUUUUUGAUAAAGCAAGGAAACGAUGCCUCUGGUUCCCUUUCAAUAGCAUGACAAGUGGAGUGAAAAAAGAGUUUGGUCAUGAAUUCGAUCUCUAUGAAAACAAAGACUACAUUAGAAACUGCAUCAUUGGCAAAGGAGGUAGCUACAAGGGAACAGUAUCUAUCACUAAGAGUGGCAUCAAAUGCCAGCCUUGGAAUUCUAUGAUACCACAUGAACACAGCUUUUUGCCUUCGAGCUAUCGGGGUAAAGACCUACAGGAAAACUACUGUCGAAAUCCUCGAGGGGAAGAAGGGGGACCUUGGUGUUUCACAAGCAAUCCAGAGGUACGCUACGAAGUCUGUGACAUUCCUCAGUGUUCAGAAGUUGAAUGCAUGACCUGCAAUGGGGAAAGUUAUCGAGGUCCCAUGGAUCAUACAGAAUCAGGCAAGAUUUGUCAGCGCUGGGAUCGUCAGACACCACACCGGCACAAAUUCUUGCCAGAAAGAUAUCCCGACAAGGGCUUUGAUGAUAAUUAUUGCCGCAAUCCUGAUGGCAAGCCGAGGCCAUGGUGCUAUACUCUUGACCCUGACACCCCCUGGGAGUACUGUGCAAUUAAAAUGUGCGCUCACAGUACUAUGAAUGACACAGAUGUGCCUAUGGAAACAACUGAAUGCAUUCAGGGUCAAGGAGAAGGUUACCGGGGCACCAUCAACUCCAUCUGGAAUGGAGUUCCAUGUCAGCGUUGGGAUUCCCAGUAUCCUCACCAGCAUGACAUAACUCCUGAAAAUUUCAAGUGCAAGGACCUACGAGAAAAUUUUUGCCGAAAUCCAGAUGGAGCUGAGUCACCCUGGUGUUUUACCACUGAUCCAAACAUCCGAGUUGGCUACUGCUCCCAAAUUCCAAAAUGUGAUGUGUCGAGUGGACAAGAUUGUUAUCGUGGGAAUGGCAAAAAUUAUAUGGGCAAUUUAUCCAAAACACGAUCUGGACUAACAUGUUCAAUGUGGGAGAAGAACAUGGAAGACUUACACAGGCAUAUCUUCUGGGAACCAGAUGCUAGUAAGCUGAAUAAGAAUUACUGCCGCAAUCCUGAUGAUGAUGCCCAUGGCCCCUGGUGUUACACGGGAAAUCCUCUCAUUCCAUGGGAUUAUUGUCCUAUUUCUCGUUGUGAAGGUGAUACCACACCUACAAUAGUCAAUUUAGACCAUCCCGUAAUAUCUUGUGCCAAAACAAAACAACUGCGAGUUGUAAAUGGAAUCCCAACGCGGACAAAUGUAGGAUGGAUGGUUAGUUUGAAAUACAGAAAUAAACAUAUCUGUGGAGGAUCAUUGAUAAAGGAAAGUUGGAUUCUUACCGCAAGACAAUGUUUCCCUUCUCGAAACAAAGACUUGAAAGAUUACGAAGCUUGGCUUGGGAUUCAUGAUGUCCACGGAAGAGGAGAUGAGAAACGCAAACAGGUUCUAAAUGUGUCCCAGCUGGUAUAUGGGCCUGAAGGGUCAGAUCUGGUAUUACUGAAGCUUGCUAGGCCUGCUGUCCUGGAUGAUUUUGUUAGUACAAUUGAUUUACCUAAUUAUGGAUGCACCAUUCCUGAAAAAACCACUUGCAGUGUUUAUGGCUGGGGUUAUACUGGAUCAAUCAACUCUGAUGGUCUAUUACGAGUAGCUCAUCUCUAUAUUAUGGGGAAUGAGAAAUGCAGCCAAUACCAUCAAGGGAAGGUGACUCUGAACGAGUCUGAAAUAUGUGCAGGUGCCGAAAAUAUUGUGUCAGGACCAUGUGAGGGAGAUUAUGGUGGCCCACUUGUUUGUGAACAACAUAAAAUGAGAAUGGUCCUUGGUGUCAUUGUUCCUGGUCGUGGAUGUGCCAUUCCAAAUCGUCCUGGCAUUUUUGUCCGAGUAGCAUAUUAUGCAAAAUGGAUACACAAAAUUAUAUUAACAUAUAAGAUACCACAGUCAUAGCUGAUGUAACUGUGUUUGAGGCUUGCAUCAGUACGAUUCCCUUUUAAAAGAAGAUUUCGGAGAACAUGGAAUUAAAAUGUCACUGAAAACAAUCCUGAGACAACUACUUGAGUGUCAUGUUUGUUAAGAUGCUCAUUAAUAUUUAUGGGUGUUUUCUGUCGUUUCGUUUGUCAGUGUUAUUUUGUAAAUGUUGAAGUGAAUUAAGGUACAUGCAAGUGUAGUAACAUAUCUCCUGAAGAUACUUGAAUGGAUUAAAAACUGCAAAGGUAUAAUUGCUGGAUGAUAAAAGAUUUAAUGGAAAAGUUCAAUUACUCUCUUUACGCUGCUUUCCAAGAUUAAUUUCUUAAUAAUGAAUAAACCAUGAGUUAAACAUUAUUUUAACCUCACAAAGACAAUUUAUACCUGUGCCCUUAAACUGUAGCUCUAUAUUAAAUUAUAUUACCUUUCAUACGCAAUACACUAUAUUUCAUUCAUUCCUCCUGUGUAUCUUGUAAUACUGGUACACAUACUUUUUAUGAAAUCAUGUACCCAUAUAAUCCUACCUGGGUGCACAUGUGCAUGCACUAGAGUUCAAAUCGUGGUAUAUCUAAUGUAGCCUCUAAAUAUUUUGAGUGCUUACCUAUAUAGUUUGUCCUUAAGAGGAAACUAUAAAUGUCUAAAGACCAGUAGAAAAUUUAAGGAAAGGUGCAAGACAGAAAUGACCAGCUCAUUCUCUAGAAAUAAUCUGCAGAUAAUUUCUACUGGUUGGCAUUUAAGGUGUGGUCAUGACCCACAAAGUUAAGUAAUGCCUAAUCUAGGUGUUUAAACAUAUUUAUCAUCCUAGUCAUUGUGUAGUUUCUAAUUCUUAAAAGGAAGAGGGUAAUAUGUGUAUUAGUAUUAUUUCUUUCCUUCAAAUUUAGGGACACUUAUUUAUGAAAGAUAUUUUUAGAUCUACUUUCCUAAAAUACUUUUUACUAGUUUUAGAUAACUGUGUAAUUGAAGCUUAAAAAUGUUUCGGUCUUUAAAAUGUAUUUAAGUAGGUUAAUUAUAAGACUUGCUGGGUGAUUGGCUUGUAGUUCGCCUUCUUUGAAUUUUUAAAGAUUAUUUCAGAGGAAAAGUUCCAUGUAUCCCCAAAGAUGUGUAAAGAGACUUCCAUCAAACUAUGCAUUACAGUACAUAUUGAAGAAAAAAAUCAGAAUACAUUUCUUAACCUGGAGCUCUUUUAGCCUAAUAAAACUUUAUUUAAGUAAAGGGGAAAAAUGUAAUAGGAAAGGAAAUAAACUAGCUUGUCUAAACUCUGAAUUCAGUUAUAUUUUUAAAGGAGAGUUAAAUCUGCUGAAUGAAAGAUUUUGAUCAAGGUAUUCUAAUUUUGUUUUAUUUCAUUUUACAACUUCGGCAUCUUUCUAAUGCCAUGGGGAAUAUUCAUUUGAAUUUUGUAUUCUGUCUGAUAAUACCAGAUUAUCAUGUUUAUUAUUGUAUUUGACAUGAUUAGCUAAAAAAUCAUGUAUUUGUCAAGAAAUGAGAUCACAAGGACUAAUAGGAUAGGCUGUGAAUUUUCACAAAACCAUCCCGUACAAAUUUUAAAAUGAUUAUUUGAAUGCUCCCAAUCCGGUAUCACCAUAUCUCUCAUGUGUUUCUCUUGAAUAAUGUCAAUUAAGGCCAGAGAUCCUAAUCAUGCUCUAAAAGUUUCAUAGGACACUGUUUAAUCUUGAGUAAAAUGCUCUUAAAUUUACUUGAAAACUUAGUCCACAGAGUAUAGGACAGCAAGUCGAGAAAUGCCUAUCCAAAUUGUGCAAUAUAUACAUACACAUACAUGUAUAUAUAUAUAUAUAUAUAUAUAUAUAUAUAUAUAUAUAUUGUGUGUGUGUGUGUGUGUGUGUGUCUAUUGCACAAUUUGCAUAUAUAUGUAUAUAUAUAUAUAUAUAUAUAUAUAUAUAUAUGUACAUAUGGUCAGAUAUGUGCUGGUAUCAAGAAACAGGGAAAGCAAAGAGACUUCCAAAAAGCUGUCAGUCCCCACCAUCUUAUUUGAUUGUAUUUUUCUUUCCUUAUAUGAUAUAUCAUUCUAAUCCAAACACUAGGAAUUUCAAAGGUAUAUUGUCCAAAAAUUAUUUUUCAGUUUUUUCUUGCUGAACUGGCAAAAUUUUAUUCAGUCAUAUAUUAGCGAUAUUUGUAAAACAUUUAUGAAAUUCUAAUACUUUUAAAAACUCAUAUUUUAAAAUAUUUCUUUUACGACUUUUCUUCCAAAUUUUCAUGGAACGAGAGAUAGGGAUUCCCUAGAUACAAGAUGAAGCUAACUUUGUAGAUAUUUUGAAUUCACUGUUUUCCAUUUUCUUAAAGGGUGAAAACAUACCACCCAUGAAACAUCAGACAUGGUACACAAAGCAGUUAUAGCUUUGGGAAGUUCCCUUUGUAACAGAGGGAGGUCAGCAGAACUGACAAUAAAAGCAAGAUGAACAAGAUCCAUGUUAUUUUAGGUGGUAGGACAAUGGAUAAUAAUAAUGUCAUUUUUCUCUGGUAAAGAUACUAUUUCCUGGGCAUUCUUUUCUUAAUAAAUGAUAAAAAAUGAAAAAUCCAAGUUAUCCAAAAUCCAUUGUAUUUUGAGUAAUGGACAAAGGGAGCUUUUAAAUUAGAAGUUUUUAAUGCUAUUUUUGUUUGGGUUGUUUGAAUAAUGGUUAUGUGCAGUUGUCACUGUGGACAUUUUCUUAUGUCUUCCAGGAAUAGUAAUGUAAAAUUAAAAUAUUUGUCAUAAUGCCUCUGCCGUGCAGAAGGGGUGAUAAUCCUUUUGUAUACUUCCUUAAUUUUAUUGUAAAAUAUGUAAUAAGUUUUACCUAUUUGCUGUGGGCAGGUCCCCAGUAAAAUGGUUUAUAUUGAAUCAAUUUCUAGUAUUAACAGGCUCUUGCUUGCUAUCUGAGUGUUUCAAACUGUGGGAAAUUUGAGACACUGGAAGGCAAGAAAAAUAACAGUAAUGGCAUGUGAUAGCAAAAUUGUAUUUCACUUAUUCCUGUGAAUAUUUCUUGUUGGUACCAAUGGUACUAUACAAAGUGAAUGUUAUAGCCGCAACAUUCUCUUGGGGGGUAAAAAAAAAAGCACUGUCAAGAAUUGUUGUCAGACAUUUUGUUGUUGUUGUUGUUGUUGUUUCUAAAUAUCUUCAUUUCAUUUUUUUUUAAGAAAAAAAUACUGGUAUUGCAAUAUAGAAAUCAUGAGGUAAGGAAUUCUAAUAAACUCUCUUGCUAAAAACUUUUAAUUGAUUAACUAAGGUUCCAAAUAUAACUACUUUCAAUUAUAUUACAUAUUGAUAGACAAACUCAUUUGGAGAAAAGUCAAUUUGAAUAAAAAGACAUAGUUGUGUGUCAAUACCUCUCACAAUAAAGUUCAAAAAGAAGUUAGCUUUUAAUGUUCAACUGAGUUUUGUAGUAAGAAUUUACUAAUACAAGAAAAAUGUUAACAUUUUCUGGUCCCUAUAAAUCUUGACAGUGUAAUUUUAAGUAGGUUCAUUUCCAUUUGCACAGAAAGUUUCUAUCUUUAGGAAACUGAAAAGGGAAUACUGUGGAUGUUAUAACUGUUUGUCUUGGUGUAAAUAGGAAAUUGAUAAGCUGCCUAUUGAGUGGUAUGGCUGGAUGCUUACCCAAAAGGGGACACUGUGGUUAUGACUUGUAUAUAAAGUUCCUGUAGUUAAUAAAGUUGCUAUUUUUAUAACCAUGAUUAUAUUAUUAUUCUUAAUAAUAAUAAAAUAUUUUAUCAAAAUGC
This is a messenger RNA of Leopardus geoffroyi (Geoffroy's cat), 6134 nucleotides long. RefSeq names its product hepatocyte growth factor (gene HGF). Bases 222 to 2408 code for a protein of 728 amino acids. The record is from RefSeq and is a predicted model, not a curated record. The transcript is spliced from 18 exons. Gene Ontology annotation, biological process: hepatocyte growth factor receptor signaling pathway; proteolysis; negative regulation of apoptotic process. Lineage: Eukaryota; Metazoa; Chordata; Mammalia; Carnivora; Felidae. Gene Ontology annotation, molecular function: signaling receptor binding; serine-type endopeptidase activity.